AAAAGAAAAUUUCUGAUAUAUAAUAAUACAACAUUGAAUGAUGAUUUACGAUCGUAAUUGACGUAAAAAGAAGAAGAAGAAAUGACACUUGCUCAUCGUUGUUAUUAACACAAAAAAUCAAAGCAAUAAGCUUAGUUUUUCUUUUCUUUUUUUUAUGAAUUUAGUGCUCCGGUAAACGUUGUAGUACCGAGUAAAUAGACAAUCUCAAUGGAAUACACAUGAUGAAUAAUAUUAGACCGGAAGACUUCCUUUAUUUGUCCAAUAAUUUUUACACCCACCAUAGAUUAUAAAUUUCUGAAACGAACAACUUCCUGAAUAUGUGUUGUCUAAUACGGAAAUAACUUGUUCAAUCGAUUAAAAAGUGCUGUAAAGAAAAAAAAAGAAAUAUGAGUACGAAUAAAAUCGUUGUUUUUAUCAAUGCUUAUUUCGUUGAUGAAUAAUAUAAAUUAAAUGAAUGAUAUUGAAAAAAAUAGAUAUUAGUCAUUAGUAUGACGUAAUCAAAAUAUUAGAUGCACUUAAAUCGAUAUUUUAUACGUGAUGAAGAAACGUGCUUACAAAGAAAAACUGACUUUUCUCCUUAAAUAUUUGAAAUGAAUUUUUGAUGAAAUAAAUAAUUGCAUGUUAUUUAUUUAAAAAUAAAGAACGAAAGAAUAAUAAUUUUACUUGAUGUCAUUAUAUGAAGUAAUAGAACAUAUUAAAUAGUCUUCUAUUCGUAUGCAGAACGAAAAAACAAUAUUCGCCAUAGAAUGCUAUGAUUUAAAACGAAAAUAAAGAUGGUGUUAGUAACAUAUUCUAUGAUUAACUGAUUUCCAUUUGUUUUUCUUCAUUAAUCGUUAAAUUCAUUAUGGAUUUAUUAUUCAGAGAAAUACGUGACUGUAACCUUGGUGAAAUUCGUCACGAAUUUGACUAUAUGUUUCUCUUCAUACAUACGUUGAUCGCGUAUGAAUUUAAGGUUUCGGUAAUAAUAGUACUUCUUUUUUUGAAACUGUACGUAAAUUAUUUUUUAAUUUCUUAUAUUUCAAAGAUGCCGUUAGAUAUUAUUCAAUCAGCUCAAGUUUCUAAACACCAAUAUCGUGUUGACUACGAUACUAAAAACUGUAUAAUUGAAUUAAUUGUUAUCAAAGAGGGAAACAAGAUUAAAAUCAAAAUAUAUGUGAGCAAAUCUUUCUGACGUCUGAGUGAUAUUUUUAUUUCAACUUUUAGAAUCAUAAUAAAAACUUACCUAAAGAGUUGAUACUACACAUCAACUCGUUUGUAAGAACAGUUGAGUCAAACACUUAUCAGUAAAAUACUUUUUAAUAAUAUUUUUUUUUCUAUUUUUUGUUUGUAGGUUAAACAAUUUAUCAGAACUAAGCGAUAAAAUACUUGAAUUGAUCAAUGAAGAAAAUGAAAAUGCAUGAAGUUUAACAAUAUGAAUAGGUGCACUCAAUUCCAGAGUGUACGCUAUAGUCUAUGCUAUAUAUUAUUUAUUUUCAUUGUAUUGUUAAAAACUUGUCAUUGUUCUCAUGUUGUCUGAUUGUAAGUUUCUUCUUGAUAAUAGUGAAAGUUUUUGCCGCAAGUUUGAAUAAAAUAAGCCUUUGAAUUUUAAAAAAAUUCUAGGUUGUGUAUAUCAGUCAUUUACUCUUUUAUUUCUUCAUUUAUCUUUACUGCUCUUCCUAAUGGAUUGAGGGUGUGCGUGUGGGUGGGUGUGAGCGUAUUCGAUUCAUUUCACACCCAUACCCACACCCACACCCUCAAGAUGGCUUGUUUUCCUAUUGAUUUUCAAAAAAAAGAAUGUGCACACAAUCAUAUGAUAUUCCAAAGAUAUCAAUAAAAGAUAAUGAAAUGAAAGAUUUAUUAAAAUAUCUUUAUCAAAAUGAAUAAAUAUUAAAAGAAAAUGGUGCAAUUAAAUUAAUUCCAACAUCAAAUUUUAAAAAUCUAUUAAAAACAACACCAGUAAAUGUUUCAUUACGUUCAACAAUUCACCAAGUUAAACAAGUUGAUAAUGAAAAUUUAAUGUAUUCAAUAAAAACAAAUAAAAUUAAUGAAAAUAAAGAAAAAAAAGAAAAUAAUUUGAUAAAUGAUGAUGAUGAUGAAAUAUUUUGGUUAUUGUUACCAAAUCGAUCUAAUACACAAAAUAUCUUAAGUAUUUCAAUAAUUAAUGAUCAAACAUUAUUUUUAAAACGUGUUUAUCGUCAUCAAUUUGAUUUUCAUCAAUUAUCUUUUAAAUCACUUUUAAAAUUAUCUGGAAAAAAAUUUUGUAAUAAAUGUUCCUCAACAUUAAUUAAAGCACAUGGAUCUGCUGCUAUACUUCCUUUGUCUUCAGAUAAACAAAAUCUUUAUCAAUUAAAUUAUCAUCAUGAAGGUGGUGCUCAUUAUUGGUAUAUAAUUUCAUCUGAAGAAAGAAAAUAA
Molecule: messenger RNA, 2391 nt
Organism: Adineta steineri
Lineage: Eukaryota; Metazoa; Rotifera; Eurotatoria; Adinetida; Adinetidae
Source: the annotation of a GenBank genome assembly